UGUAUACUCCAAACGUGUUUGGCAUUAGAAGGUUGUAAUCUUCUGCAUGCGCGGGUAGAUCUCCAUGGACAUUGACAAACCCGAGGACGUGCCAAAGGCCAAUGGCGCAGCGGAGUCAGCUGCCCUGGCUCCAGCAACAAGUGUGGAAGACAAGUUGAAAUCUGUCGUGGCGCUUGUGGAAAAGUCCGUUAAAGCCAAGGACACCCGGCUAUUGAUCGGCAGGCUUCUUCGCCAAACAGCAAGUGUGCGGAAGCAGCUUACAGCAUCGAAUGUAAAAUGCUUCUUGCAGCAGAUGCUGCCGGCAGAGUUGGAGUCGCGCACUUUUCUGUGUUCGCACGUUGAGCAGGCGGCGGCAUCGGGCAUGGAUGCGGACGAGGCCACCACUUCGGCGCAAUGUGAGGUCUCGGCGGUGAUCCCCGAGGUGGAGUUCUACGCAUAUCUCAUUGUGUUAAUCUUCCUCUGUGACACCAAUCAGUAUCAACUGGCACGCAGCGUCGCGGACCACGCUGUAACGCGGCUCGCUCAGUUCAACCGCCGAACGCUUGAUGUGAUAGCGGCACGCAUAUACUUUUACUACGGGCUGAGCUACGAGCAAAGUGCGGACCUAUCGAGCAUCCGUAGUAAACUCCUGGCGCUGCACCGUACGGCAGUUUUGAGGCACGACGCGAUCGGGCAGGAGACGCUCAUGAACCUGCUCCUGCGCAACUACCUACACUAUAACCUCUAUGACCAGGCGGAGAAGUUUCGCAGCAAGGCCCAGAAAGCGGAUCAGUUUCGCAGCGGCCAGCAGUACUGCCGCUACCUUUACUACUUGGGUCGCAUCCGCACCAUCCAGCUGGAGUACACGGAGGCGAAGGACUGCCUACAGCAGGCCCUUCGCCGCGCGCCUAGCAUCGCGCACGGCUUUCGUAUCACCGUGUCUAAAUGGCUCAUCCUGGUUCGGCUGCUGCUGGGCGAGAUCCCGGACCGCCAGGAGUUCGCGCAGCCGGGCAUGUCGGCGGCGCUGCAGCCAUACUUUGAGCUGACUCAGAGCGUCAAGGCGGGCGACACGCUGGCGUUUAAGCAGGUGACGGAGCGCUUCAGCUCCGUAUUCCUGGCGGACCGCACGCACAACCUCAUCACACGGCUGCACCAGAACGUCAUCCGGAUCGGCCUCCGCCGCAUGAACCUGGCAUACAGCCGCAUCAGCCUGGCGGAGAUUGCCGCCAAGCUGCACCUGGUCAGCGCGGAGGACGCAGAGUACAUCGUGGCCAAGGCCAUCCGGGACGGGGGCAUCGAUGCGGUCAUCGACCACGAAGGGGGCUUCAUGGCGAGCCGCGAGCGGGUGGAUGUGUAUUCGACGGCCGAGCCGCAGGCCGCUUUCCACGCGCGCAUUGCCUUCUGCCUGGAUCUGCACAACGAGGCAAUCAAGGCUAUGCGUUUCGAGCCAGAUGCGCAUAGGCGCAAGGCGGAGAGCAGCGAGGCACGGCAGGAGCGGCUCGCGGCGGAGCAGGAGUUGGCGAAGGCCCUGGAAGAGGAUGACGGGGAGGACUUUUGAACGUGUCACGGGAAUGUCAACAUGGUGAUGCGGCCGGCUGAUGUGGACACGAGCGGGAAGCGGCGUGGCCAAAAAGGCUUGUGGUUUUUUCGCACGUUGAACAGUCACCGUGAGACGGUCUUGGCAGAUGCCUGGAAGUUUGCCAUGGAAUGAAUUGCGGUGCGGCACCGAGAGAUGCAUUAUGCGUCAUGCAGCGUGUACGGCGGUGUCAAGCCCCCAAUUAUGUAACGUCUAACGUGU
Messenger RNA from Volvox carteri f. nagariensis, 1777 nucleotides. RefSeq names its product 26S proteasome regulatory complex (gene rpn3). The transcript has 9 exons. The coding region runs from base 65 to 1537 and encodes 490 amino acids. Gene Ontology annotation, molecular function: enzyme regulator activity; protein binding. Lineage: Eukaryota; Viridiplantae; Chlorophyta; Chlorophyceae; Chlamydomonadales; Volvocaceae. The record is from RefSeq and is a predicted model, not a curated record. Gene Ontology annotation, cellular component: proteasome complex; proteasome regulatory particle, lid subcomplex. Gene Ontology annotation, biological process: ubiquitin-dependent protein catabolic process; regulation of protein catabolic process.